This is a messenger RNA of Aedes aegypti (yellow fever mosquito), 6881 nucleotides long. It is a transcript of the gene Pten, whose product is annotated as phosphatidylinositol 3,4,5-trisphosphate 3-phosphatase and dual-specificity protein phosphatase PTEN. The transcript has 10 exons. Bases 2892 to 5669 code for a protein of 925 amino acids. NCBI's taxonomy places the organism in Eukaryota, Metazoa, Arthropoda, Insecta, Diptera, Culicidae. Gene Ontology annotation, molecular function: protein tyrosine/serine/threonine phosphatase activity; protein tyrosine phosphatase activity; phosphatidylinositol-3,4,5-trisphosphate 3-phosphatase activity. Gene Ontology annotation, biological process: regulation of phosphatidylinositol 3-kinase/protein kinase B signal transduction; phosphatidylinositol 3-kinase/protein kinase B signal transduction; cell motility. The record is from RefSeq and is a predicted model, not a curated record. Gene Ontology annotation, cellular component: cytosol; plasma membrane; cell projection.
GGUGAAGCUGAGUUGAGUUGAGUUGUGAUUGCGAGUGAGUCGAGUUCGUUUCGUAGGUAUAGGAAGUUCGUCGGGAGUGCAAGUGCCAAUAAAUUAUCUCGUGGACGCUGUGAUGGUAGUGUUUUACGAUUCAUGUGUGCCGCAAAAUCGGUGAACAGUGACAUAUUGGAUAAUCGGACUCGGAGUUGGGCGAGAUUUUGCGGGCGAAUUGUCUAUCGGCAGCGAAAACGGAAGUUUUUUCGCCAAGUGCGUAUGGCAUAUGCGUGAGAUUGCGUUUUCUUCGUGGUUGCUUCUUGCUCUCCUUCCAUCGUGUGGUCGAAUCGAAUCGAACGGAGGAGGCCGUCUUCUUUGCUGCUCCGCACUUGGAUGAGGAGAACGAACGCGAGAGGUGGUCUUCAUCAUUUUCCUGCGUAGUGAGUGAGUGGUGAAUGGUAGUGGUGGUGAAUUCACAUCGCAUGGUUUUGUUCUUUGGUGAGUUCGAAAUGAGCACCAAUACAGUGAGGGGUGGAUUUCACGACCAUCGUUGAAUGGGCCACAAGUGAAUGGGAUGGUUGUGUUUGUGAGUGAAACAAGAAUGAAAACAGGUUUGGGACUGUCAACAAAUCUCAUCUCUGUAGUGCAGUGUUGUCAGUUUGGACGGAGAGUAUGAAGAUUGACAUUUCAAUCGAAAUAUGUGAUAAAUUACGCAUGGCUCGCAUGUAAUAAUUAAAAUGUCAAUACUCAGUUGACAUGUGGUCGAACAACAAUCAUCAGCAGCAUCAGCAUCCCCGCGAUCAUCAUCGUCAUCAUCAGCAGCAGUAGCAACGACAUUUGCAACGACUCUUCCAUCGAACAUUGAUUGGCAAAGAGGCGUAGAGUACAGUAGUAGAGCGAUUCUACCACCAUCAAGUCGCAGUCUAGAGAACCAGUCCGAGACAGUACUUCCAUAAUACAGUGCUGUGGCUGCCCAUCGGAAACAAGUUUUUUUUUCGUCUACUUUGGCUUCUUCUUGGUGGGAGGACUCUUGUUCACUGUCGUGGAAGACGCCGUAGUCGUCGUUCAAAAGUCGCGAGUCGCGCAAACUAGGUCUCCUCACGGCGAGACUAAAACUACACACGCGAGGACUCACAAACGGGUUCCCGACUAGACACUUCGGGCGCGCUGUAUUCUGUCGGUCGGUCGGUCGGUAGUUAGCAUUAGAGGCAGCAGCAAUAAAACUAGUGGUAGUAGCAGUGCAAGUUGUGGUAGCUGUACAACUUGUAGAGUCGGUGAUAUAGAGCAGUUAGAAUCGAGAUCCCAAGGAUCUCCUAUCGUGGUGUAAUAGCAAUGAUAGCAACGACUUCAGCCAAGCUGAGAUCUUCUAGGAGACAGACGUCGUAAUGUAAUAUCGAGCAGCAAGUCCCGAGGAAAUGAAAGAGUUACAGAACCCCCUCAGGCUCAGUAAAGCGAAAUUAAUAUGAGUGAGUGCAUGUGAGCGCACACUGUGCAGCAGCCACCACAUGCAGGCUGCCCAGAAGUGUACGAUAGCUCGAACGAACAAGUUGGAAGUGUGUUGCCAAGCGACUGCAUAUGUGUGGUGCGAGAGCCGUAAGUGAGUGGAUGUCGUGUGCGGGUCGGAGUAGAGGCGAGCCUAUUUCUGCAGAAUAGGAAUUACCAAUAACGGAUACCGCGCCCAAAACUGGCACAGCUCACCUACCCUACACAAUCAUCAGCGGUUGCAUACACAAGCGCAGCAUCGCCAGUUGCUUCAUCGUGCUCGUCGUCGGCGUCGCCAUCGAGUGAGUGUGAAGCAGAACCGACCGAAUCGAAAAAAAAAAACCGGUGGCUGGCCAGUCCUGUUCGACUGUUCAGUUCAGUUGGGUUCUCUCCGGCGCGGCGUAAAGAGGUGCAAUCAAAUCGCAACGACGCCUGCCUCAGUUCAAAUUCAAGUCAAGUCGAGUCUCAAAAACGCGUCUCGUGUUUCAUUGGUUGGUUUCAUCGGAACGGUAUUGGUGUGAGAAAUUAGGAGAAACUCACUCGAAGUGAGGUGUGAUAUAAGGGAGUGCAAAAAAAAUAUGAAAGAAACACCGUCGAGGUGAAAAAGUGUGCUGUUGUAUUCUUAUAGUAGAGGGCUACGGCAAAAAGGGCCCUGAAGGCAAUUAAUCCAGUGUGUGUAACAAGUGCUACGGGUUCGGGUACCUCUAUCGCUCACCUUCGGUGAUUCAGGUGGCAAGAAGUUCCUUGGAGAAGAGUGGGGUGGGAAGGAAAUUGAAAAUUUCAGUCGAAUUGUAGUGAGAAUGAUCCCAACAGCAGAGAAGAAUCAAGGGAUCGUUCAUACAGAAGAUCAGGCAGCAGCAGCAGCAGAAAGAAGAAACUGAAAACCCUUUGGAAGCGGGGAAGAAGGCAAGAAUCCGAGGUCUUCCGUUUUGGCAGAUGAACAACGUCUUGAAGUAACCUUUUCUAAUGGAAGCACUUAGUGCAAGCACCAGUCAAGUUCAACGCCGUAGUAAGUUCAGUUGUGAUAUCUUUGCGAGAAGAAGCCAGGUUCCCAGGGCCAUAGUCUACAGUGCCAGUGAAAGUGAUUGUCCGGAGAAAAGUGCAGGUUAAACCGGUGUCGUUUCGGUGCAAAGCAAGCAAAGCAAUAGCCACUCCAGAGCAGAAUCGCGACAACAGCGUCCAGGAAGAAGCUAGCUGCAAGUGUUCGAUUCAUGUGCAGGGUGGUGGAUAGUUUUCUAUUGCACGAGGGAAAGAGAAGCGAAGCAAAUUUUGUGAGUUAUUCUGAUCAUCCAGAAGUCGAGAAGAAACGUGUGAUCUAGAGUGAGUACUACGUGGGGAGAGUUUGUCACGCGAGCAUUAGCAGCAGCAGGAGUAUAACCAAAAUUGGGAACUCCAGCUGGAAGCGGUUCCCUGAUUUGCACCGGCUGAAAGCGUGCAUGGCCAACACUCUGUCGACCAGUAAGAUGACUAACCCGAUACGAAAUCUCGUGAGCAAACGUCGGAUCCGCUACACCCAGGAUGGAUUCGAUCUGGAUCUUACAUACAUCAACGACCGGAUCAUCGCCAUGGGCUACCCGGCGGAACAUAUGGAAUCGAUCUACCGCAACAAGAUCGAGGACGUGCAGAAAAUGCUGGAGAAGAACCACGCCGGCUGCUACAAGAUCUACAAUCUCUGCUCGGAGCGGAGCUACAAUCACAAGCGCUUUCCGUACUACUCCGGAUAUCCCUUCAAGGAUCACAACCCACCGGACAUCGAACUGAUAACGUCGUUCUGCAGAGAUGUGGACGAACACCUCCGGGCGGACAGCAAAAACGUGGUGGCCGUCCACUGUAAAGCGGGCAAGGGUCGGACAGGUACGAUGAUCUGCUGUUACCUGCUGUACAGCCGGCAGUUCAACACAGCAGCCGAAGCGCUCCACUACUACGCACAGAGACGCACAAGCGACAGCAAAGGCGUCACGAUUCCAUCCCAGAGGCGAUACGUCGAGUACUACGCUUCGCUGCUCCAAAGCAACGAAACCUAUAAACCGGUGACGUUAUAUAUCAGCGAGAUUAGGAUAGCCCCGGCGGUGAACCUCAAGGAGGGCACGAUCACCAUAACCGGUCAGGAUCCGAAGCCACUGCCCGAGUUCAAAAGAGGCACCAACAAUGACCAGCAGCAAAUCGUGGCCAAGUUGGACUACUGCAUGCCAUUGGCCGGCGACGCCAAGAUCGAGCUGGUCAAGAACUCGGUGAUGAAGGAGAAAAAAUGCCACUUUUGGUUCAACACGUACUUUGUGGAACGAUCGGCGAAGAGAGACUCCGAGGGAAACCUGUUGCUAGAGUUUAGCAAAUCGGAAAUCGAUGAUGCACACAAGGACAAGUAUCAUAAGGAGUAUCCUAACAACUUCACGGUGUCACUCGUAAUGCGAAGAGUACCGAACGGUAGGUUCUCGGAGAGCGUUACCCUGAAGUCGUCGUCUCAGCUGAUCAGUUGCACCAUGGAGAACAACCGACAGUCGCACAUAUUUCCCCAGUCCCAGAUCCCGCUGCAGAGGCUGUACCAACAGCAGCAUCAGCAUCAUUCGCCUCUCCAGCCGCAGCAACAUCAUCCACCGCAUCGACAAAUCAGCAGCGAUCCCUAUCGACCAACGAUAAUCAAACACCACAACAGUUCACCCGGUGGUUUCCUGCAGCAUGACCAGACACAACAACAGCACCACUAUCAUCAGCAGCAACAACUAAACACACUGCCACAGCAGCAGCAGAACAACCACCAAAAUCAUGAUCCCCAACAGCAGCAACAACAGCAGCAGCAGUAUUUCAAGCGGUCGCUCGAAAACAUCCCGCAGCAGCACUACGCUGAUGAUAGCCAUCAACUCCACUGUCAGGACUACUCGGAAUCGUCCAGCUCGGAAUCGUCAACCGAAGAGGAUGGAUGGGAUUCCGGAACCGUCGUCAGCAGCAACACUCGCCGUCAUCACGUCACCACACCUACCUCCACCAUCUCCUCAAACUUCGCCGGCAACACCCGAAACGGCAACGGUGUCACCGGUUGGAACAUCGUUGCGUCACCGUCCUGUCCCUUCAAUCACCUUCAGCUUCGGAACCAUACUCAUCAUUCGAUAGCGUACGAUGACGAUGAUCAACCGAACGAGGACGUUGAUGAUGAUGAGGAUGCUGCCGCUCCGGGUGCCACUCGUACUACUAGUCAGGCCAUGUGCUCACCGAGCGGUAGCCGAUCGUCGGUAACUUCGGCUCCUGAACCCCCAGUGAAGCCCAGCUCGACAAAAUCGCCAAUCAAAAAGUCGGCCUCGGCCGUCGAAGCAGCGGUCUCCACCGCGGCCAACAAACUGCGUCGAAUGUCGGCCAACGCGAAAUUUAGCUUUAGCAACAAUAACAGUAGUAACACUAACUGUAAGUCCAACAAUAAAUCUAGUACUAGUAGUGCUGUUAGCGGUAGUAGUAUCAAUAAUUGUGAUAUUUUAAACGUGUUGACGCAUGGGCCGAUUUCCCAGCAAGCGUCGUUAAACGCAGCUGUUCAACAAAAGAAGUACAACAACGCGUCGAGUCCAAUCACCAGUCCGAACAAAGUGGUGGGACGAAGUAUUAGUAACGAUCCGACUGCUUCCACGUCCUCCGGUGCCACGUCGACGAUAGCGGACCACCUGCGACGGGACUCCUUGCCAAUCAUCGGUGGUCUGCUGUCGUCGUUCUCGUCCUCGUCGGUAUCAUCCUCGAACUCAUCCUCGCUUUCCACAUCCACAUUCGGAACCGGUAGCAACCACCAGGGCUUACCAUUGCUGGGGUCUACCGUGGGCCAGCAGAAGCCUAGUAAACUGCAAGCACUGUUUUCGGUUAGCUCUUGUUACAAUGGAUCUCACGGACGGAACGACGGCGGGAAGAUUAAUAACGGACGCCGCGUGAGUCGAACCAUCUGCUACGGCGAUGAGGAAGAUGAUGAUGGUAAUGUUGGAGGUGGUGGUGGCGGUGAUGGUGAUGACGAUGAUGAUAAUCGCGAUGACGACGAUGUGGUGGCGGCGGCGGUGGCAAAGGUGACACUCGGGAGCAAUGGAACUCCGCGUCGGAAUGUUCCGCGUAAGCUCGGUAGCACCGCAAGUAAUAGUGAUAGCGGACGGAGCAGUACCGAAAUUGGGCCGGAGGCCGAGAAAGAGCCACAACGGCAGCGCCAGGAUGGAGCUGCUAGCAAUGGCUGCUUGAAUGAUGUGGUUUAGAUUGGGAUGGGAAGUGUGAGAGGAAUUGUUUUUAAUCGGUUGUGCUUGGAUUUGGGGGUGUGCUGAAGUUAUGGACGUUUUUUAUUGUUGACGUGGAAUCAUUUGAAAUGAGAUGGUUGGAAAUAUACUUUUUUUUCCAAUGAACAAACAUUGUUUAGAAAGUACCUCAGUAUUUAAGUAAUUUGGAGUUUGUAUUUCUAGCCACACACUGUAUAUCUAGCCAGAGGCACUGGAAGUGGCCAGAGAAACUCGGGAAUAUUCCUGUGACCGGAGUUAUUCCGAUGUGUCACAGGGUCAAGUCGGGUAAAAAUGGCGAUUUCUUGGGACAUGUCAAGUUAUUUUUUUUAAUUUUUGCAAUGACAACCAUUUUAAGAAGAACCGGCUAUAGUUUUGAUGGAUACCAAACCGUUUCAAUUCUCGAAAACUAGAGCUCAAACAUAAUAGUUCACUGAAAUGCGUUCCAAUUAGCUUGGCACAGAUGUUUAGAUACAAAUUGGCCACUUUAUCGUAAAUUUGAGGCGUCCUGGGGUCUUAAGGUCUUAGGGUCAAUCAAUUGCAGAAUAUAUGGUUAUUCAACUCAAUCGUUUCUCAAAAGGUUUACGGAUACUGGAACUUGCGGAGUUCUUGGAUAAAUUCAUGGACACAUACUUGAAAGAUUCGAAAAAAAAAAACCUGAAGAAAUUCUUAUGAAACUCCGUGGUGAAUGAUCGAUCCAUGAUUAGAAUUCGUUGAAGAAAUUUCUAAAGGUGUCAUUGGAGGAUUUCAUUCCACAUAAAAUUCGUGAAGAAAUUCAAGUAAAUCCUGAUAACACCUAGGAAUGAUUUAUUCACUGUAGAGAUUCUUGAAGUAAUCUCAAUAUUAAUCCAUAAGGAGAAAUUCCUGAAACUGAGUACGUAUGGAAUAAUCUUUGAAAGAAUUCUGGGAUUGGAUCCAUGGAUAAAUCAUUGUAGAAAUUCGUAUAAAUUUAUUAUUUAGAGGUUCAAAGAUUUUUAUUAGUUUUAAGAAAAAAUCCUGCAGGAUUACUUGAACUAAAUCCUGGAGUAAUUUCAAGCACAAUUAUUGGAUUGCAGUUAUUUUCCUAUUGGAAGAAUUCAUGAAAUAAUCCCUAGAGAAUUUUAUUAGGGGUCCCUGAAAAAAAAUCUGCUCAAAUCCCGGAAGACAUUUAUAAAUAUUCUAAAAGAAUCCGUAGUAGUCUCCUUUUAAAACUUUGGA